Medicago truncatula (barrel medic) is the source of this 2603-nucleotide messenger RNA. RefSeq names its product transcriptional corepressor LEUNIG. Gene Ontology annotation, molecular function: protein binding; transcription corepressor activity. The coding region runs from base 49 to 2343 and encodes 764 amino acids. The record is from RefSeq and is a predicted model, not a curated record. Lineage: Eukaryota; Viridiplantae; Streptophyta; Magnoliopsida; Fabales; Fabaceae. The transcript is spliced from 16 exons.
CGUGUCAGUGUCAAUGAUUCAUAGCAAACAUAAUGAUUCAUUACAAACAUGUACUUAUUCUCUCCAUUUCUAACUAGCUAUCUUUAUAAUUUUUUGGGGAUUGGAAACAGGUUAGAUGCUUUUAUCUACGAUUACCUCGUGAAGAAUCAAUUGUAUGAAACUGCAAGAAUAUUUCAUGAUGAAGGCAAUGUUGAACAGAACAUUGUUAUGGAUGCACCUGGUGGUUCACUCUUCGAGUGGUGGUCUGUUUUCUGGGAAUUGUUUAUGGCCAAACAAGGUUUUUCACACUCAGAACCAGCAUUAUCUUACCUUAAGGCUCAAGAAAUGCGGAAGCAAGAAGAAGAAAUAGAGAGAAUCCAGUUCAUAUUGCAGAGCCCUGCUCAGCUUCAGCAAUAUGGGGCUGAAACUCAAGAAAGUGUUAAUGGCAUUGUUCUCUGUCCCAUAAACAAUGCUCCUAUGGUGAGGCAGAACCGGGUUACUCCUAAUACAAUGGCAACAAAACUAAAUGAGGACAGGUUGGCAUCUCCCCUUCAGGGAAAUGCUUUAGAUGACAGGACCUUUAAGAUAAUGAAUGCUUAUACCCGCGGUCAGCUUCCAAUGGAGGAUUGUGCCAUGUUGUUCAACGAAAUAACACCAAUAACUGGUGGACAACCUUCAGGACAAACAUUGGCCAGUGCACUUAGCAUUUUACAAGAGAAACUUCGACAGGAUCAAAAUCAGAACCAGCAACUUCCAGGGUUUACACAAGCCAUGCACAGUGGCAUGAGUGCAAUGAUGAGGUCUCGAGCUGUUGUUUCAGAAGGAUCCAGUUACAGUGUUCAUCAUGGUUCAAAUCAAGGUGGUAGCGACUUGACUCUGAAAGGGUGGCCUUUAGCAGGACUGGAUGAGCAUCAUGCGGAACUUCUUCAUAAGCAUAAUUUGAUUCUGCCUUCACAAUCUUCCAAUCAAUUUUCACCACGGCAGCAACUUAUGUUUCAGGCACAGCAGGAUUUAGUUAAUCCAUUUGUCAGUGGUUUUGAUGGCAAAAGACCAAGUGUGCUUGCCAAUAAUCAAAAUAUGGUUCCUUGGAACGAUGGCCAAUCAAAUUCUGUAGGUGGUUCCAUUCCCAAUAUUGUAACACCUGCACAAAUUGGUUUCCCUGAAUUGCCUCAUCUGAACUUAGAUAUGACCCAUAAGGCUUCCAAAAGUCAAGUCGAACGGAAGCAAAAACAAAAAGUAGGAUCAUGUUCAGGUCUUGCCAAUAGCUCUGGAACUGCAAACACAAUGGGAUCAUCUUCUGGUUCAUCCUCUACACCAACUAUGCAGUCACGACUGCCAUCUUGGCAACAGAAUGGUUUGGGCUCACUUGCAUCAACACAGAAUCAAUUGGCUCAUAUGGACCAUCUCAAGAGCAACGGAUCUUUGGCGGACAAUUUUGAGUCACUCUCAUCUCUUGCUGAUGCAGACCAUAAUGGACGAGUUGACAGAGGAGUCUCAUUUAAUGAGAUGAAGCAUAUAUUGGCUAGUUCAGAUAAAGUUGACUGUUGUCACUUCUCCUCGGAUGGAAAACUAUUUGUUACUGGUGGUCGUGAUAAAAAGGCUUCUCUAUGGUGCACAAAAUUGUUUAACCUGAAAUCUACGCUUGAAGAGCACACUCAACGGAUAACUGAUGUUAGAUUUAGCCCAAGCAUGUUCUAUGUUGCUACGUCCUCAGCCGAUAAAACUGUAAAGGUUUGGGAUGUUAAUAAUCUUGGUCAUUCUCUUCGGACAUUUACAGGGAAUACAGCUGUGCUGUCACUAGACUUUCAUCCAAGUAAACAUGGCCUUAUUUGUUCUUGUGAUAAUAAGGAGAUAAGAUUUUGGAAUAUUGCAAAUGGUAGUUGUAUUGGGAUUUUCAAGGGUGGUGUAACUCAGGUGAGAUUUCAACCUGGUUUGGGAAAGGUUCUUGCAGCAGCAGUAAAUAAUCUAAUACUCAUGUUUGACACAGAAACUCUGAGUUGCAGAUUUAAAUUGCAGGGCCACAUGAGCCUUGUUCGUUCAGUGUGCUGGCACUCUUCUGGAAAUUAUAUGGCAUCUGUUUGUAAUGAUCUGGUCAAACUCUGGGCCAUUGGAUCUGAUUGUAGAGGGGCAUGUAUUACGCAAUUGAAUGCAACUGAGAGCAAAUUCAAGACCUGCGUUUUCCAUCCGAGCCACAAUAUUUUGAUCAUUUCCUGCAGUGAGUCGCUUAUGCUCUGGGACUAUGUGGAGAGCAAAAAACUUAUUGUGCCUGCACACGACAAGCUUGUAUCUGCAUUGGCAGUGUCAGAUGUUACUGGAUUGGUGGCUUCAGUUAGUCAUGAUAGGACUUUCAAGAUCUGGAAGUGACUUGCACUUGCUGUUGAGAAUAUAGGUUUACAUUCCUUCAGGCAACAAACAUAGGGAGUGGUUUUCCGUAUAUGAAUUUUUGUUCAGACUUGCUCAUAUAUAGGUCUUAUGCUACAAGCAGUAAAUGGCAUGUUUUGGAUUUUUGCCAAUGUAAGUAAUGCGGUUUUCUUACAUUUGGAUUUAGAAAGUGUAUAAAAUAAAAGUGGUAAACCUCAGGAAAAUAGAAAGGAAUACUAUGUUUUGUUAUUAUGCUUGGGAAA